Messenger RNA from Laetiporus sulphureus 93-53, 321 nucleotides. RefSeq lists its product as uncharacterized. The transcript is spliced from 2 exons. The annotation marks the transcript as partial. Lineage: Eukaryota; Fungi; Basidiomycota; Agaricomycetes; Polyporales; Laetiporaceae. The record is from RefSeq and is a predicted model, not a curated record.
ACUCUGCCGCAACUUCCGAUCGAGGUGUGGGAGAACGUGGUCAACCAUCCGUGGGACGACCAGCGUGCUUUGAAACGAUGCGGCCUCGUCUGCCGAGCAUGGUACCCUCCCCGUCGCUUCCACUUGCACAGACGGAUCACGAUCUGGAGUGCCAAGGGUGUGAAGGCCUAUGCGACGGUGCUGAAGCAGACACCCGAGCUGUCGAAGUGGGCACACGAUAUGACCAUACGGGGCAAUCGGCUAGUCGCCUAUCUGUCAGCACUGUCGACGGCGGCGAUUUUGCUCGCUCCCAAGCUGCCCCGGCUGGAGCAACUCACAAUA